AUGAGGAGUAUCUUUGCUAUCUUAAGGAAGCUGGUCUCAUUCCCUCGUGCUCUGUCGGGCAACAUAGAGGGUGUGGAGGAGGCACCGGCCUCCGGGAGCCACCUGAAUGGUGACCUGGAUCCAGACGACAGGGAAGAGGGAGCUGCCUCUACAGCUGAGGAAGCAGCCAAGAAAAAAAGACGGAAGAAAAAGAAGAGCAAAGGGGCUGGUGCAGCAGGGCAAUAGGAACCUGAUAAAGAAUCAGGAGCCUCAGUGGAUGAAAUAGCAAGACAGUUGGAAAGACAAGCAUUGGAGGAAGAAAGAGAUGAAGAUGAUGAAGAUGGAGAUGGUGAUGGAUAUGAAGCAACUGGAAAGACGACGAAAAAGAAGAAGAAGAAGAAAGGAACAAAAGUUCAAACAGACCCUCCCUCAGUUCCAAUAUGUGACCUGUAUCCUAAUGGUGUAUUUCCCAAAGGACAAGAAUGCGAAUACCCACCCACACAAGAUGGGCGAACAGCUGCUUGGAGAACUACCAGUGAAGAAAAGAAAGCAUUAGAUCAGGCCAGUGAAGAGAUUUGGAAUGAUUUUCGAGAAGCUGCAGAAGCACAUCGACAAGCUAGAAAAUACGUGAUGAGCUGGAUUAAGCCUGGGAUGACAAUGAUAGAAAUCUGUGAAGAGUUGGAAGACUGUUCAUACAAGCUAAUAAAAGAGAAUGGAUUAAAUGCAGGCCUGGCAUUUCCUACUGGAUGUUCUCUCAAUAAUUGUGCUGCCCAUUAUACUCCCAAUGCCGGUGACACAACAGUAUUACAGUAUGAUGACAUCUGUAAAAUAGACUUUGGAACACAUAUAAGUGGUAGGAUUAUUGACUGUGCUUUUACCAUCACUUUUAAUCCCAAAUAUGAUGUAUUAUUAAAAGCUGUAAAAGAUGCUACUAACACUGGAAUAAAGUGUGCUGGAAAUGAUGUUCGUCUAUGUGAUAUUGGUGAGGCCAUCCAAGAAGUUAUGGAGUCCUACGAAGUUGAAAUAGAUGGGAAGACAUAUCAAGUGAAACCAAUCCGUAAUCUAAAUGGACAUUCAAUUGGGCAAUAUAGAAUACACGCUGGGAAAACCGUGCCGAUUGUGAAAGGAGGGGAGGCAACAAGAAUGGAGGAAGGGGAAGUAUAUGCAAUUGCAACCUUUGGUAGUACAGGAAAAGGUGUUGUUCAUAAUGAUAUGGAAUGUUCACAUUACAUGAAAAAUUUUGAUGUUGGACAUGCGCCAAUAAGGCUUCCAAGAACAAAACACUUGUUAAAUGUCAUCAAUGAAAACUUUGGCACCCUUGCCUUCUGCCGCACAUGGCUGGAUCGCUUGGGAGAAAGCAAGUACUUGAUGGCUCUGAAGAAUCUGUGUGACUUGGGCAUUGUAGAUCCAUAUCCACCAUUAUGUGACAUUAAAGGAUCGUAUACAGCUCAAUUUGAACAUACCAUACUGUUGCGUUCAACAUGCAAAGAAGUUGUCAGCAGAGGAGAUGACUGUUAAACUUAGUCCAAAGCCACCUCAACACCUUUAUUUUCUAAGCUUUGUUGGAAAACAUUAUACCAGAAUUAAUUUCCAACAUAUCUGUUUUAACAGUGGACCCAUGUAAUACUUUUAUCCAUGUUUAAAAAAAA
This is a messenger RNA of Cebus imitator (Panamanian white-faced capuchin), 1628 nucleotides long. RefSeq names its product methionine aminopeptidase 2-like. Gene Ontology annotation, molecular function: metalloaminopeptidase activity. Lineage: Eukaryota; Metazoa; Chordata; Mammalia; Primates; Cebidae. Gene Ontology annotation, biological process: proteolysis. The record is from RefSeq and is a predicted model, not a curated record.